AUGCCCACUUAUGCAAAAUUCAUGAAGGAGCUUCUGACUAAGAAGAGAAGAUUAACUGAUGAUGGAAUAGUGGAGUUAGAGGCAGGAUGCAGUGCAAUCAUUCAGAAAUCCAUACCUCAAAAAUCUAGAGAUCCUAGUAGCUUUACCAUUCCAGUCACCAUUGGAAGAUUACUUGUGGGAAAAGCAUUGUUAGAUUUAGGGGCAAGCAUUAACUUAAUGCCCUUAUCUAUGAUGAGAAGGAUUGGUGAUCUAGAAGCUAGGCCUACUAGGAUGACUCUUCAAUUGGCAGACAGGUCAGUGAAAUAUCCUCAUGGGAUAGUGGAAGAUGUGCUGGUGAAAGUAGAUAAAUUUUUCUUUCCAGUGGAUUUUGUGGUGAUGGAUAUGGAAGAAGAUAGAGAAGUGCCAUUGAUUUUGGGUAGACCGUUCAUGAAGACUGCAAAAGUAAUAAUUGAUGUAGAUGAUGGUAAUUUGAAGGUGCGAGUGCAGGAUGAUGAAGUCAAUUUUAAUGUUUUUGAGGCUAUGAAGUAUCCAUGUGAGCAAGAUGAGUGUAUGAGAGUGGAUGUGAUUGAUGAUUUAAUUCAUUCCACUAGGAAGCAGUUGCAUAGUUCUAGUCCUUUGGAGAAAGCACUCAUGGAUGCCUUGGAAGAUUUGAAUGAGAAGGAGGAAAAAGAAAUUGAAGAGGGUUUGAGGGAUCUUGAUUCUGCAAAAGAGAUUCUUCCAGAAAAAGUGAAGAUUGAAGAAUUGGAGAAAAGUGCAAACAUGGAAGUGCUAAAACCAGAAUUGAAGAUGUUGCCACCACAACUUAAAUAUGUAUUUUUGGAAGAGGGUGGAAAUAAACCGGUUAUCAUUAGAAAUUCUUUGACUCCCUCUGAAGAAGAACAAUUAGUUAAUGUGUUGAAGAAAAAUCAAGAAGCUAUAGGUUGGACUUUAGCAGACUUGAAGGGUAUUAGUCCUUCCUACUGCAUGCACAAAAUUCAUAUGGAGCAGAACUAUAAACUUGUGGCUUGUUGA
Molecule: messenger RNA, 1011 nt
Organism: Cajanus cajan (pigeon pea)
Lineage: Eukaryota; Viridiplantae; Streptophyta; Magnoliopsida; Fabales; Fabaceae
Source: RefSeq, a predicted model, not a curated record